Molecule: messenger RNA, 682 nt
Organism: Daphnia pulicaria
Lineage: Eukaryota; Metazoa; Arthropoda; Branchiopoda; Diplostraca; Daphniidae
Product: endocuticle structural glycoprotein SgAbd-3-like
Exons: 3
Coding region: 151-534 (127 amino acids)
Cellular component (GO): chitin-based extracellular matrix
Molecular function (GO): structural constituent of chitin-based larval cuticle
Source: RefSeq, a predicted model, not a curated record
UAAAGAAGAGAAUGUAUUUGCUUUGGAAGGUCUUCCAAUCACUUUCAGUCCAGCGUGUUAAAAUAUAAAAGAUGGUCAGUAUUGAAUUCAUCUUCACACUCCUCUCUCAACUCUAUUCAGAAGAGCAGCACAACACUCCCCACUUCUACAAUGAAAUUCAUCAUCGCUCUCGCUUUCUUGGCUGCUGUAGCCCUUGCCGCACCUCAAGGGGACAAGAAGCCAAUUGAAAUUGUGUCAUCCAACAGCGAAAUGAACGCUGAUGGCAGCUAUUCUUUCGAUUUCGAAAGCGCUGAUGGCACCAAGGUCUCCGAGAGCGGCAGCCAGAAGCAAGUUGGACCUAAACCCGAGGAUAUCGGCACCGUCUCCAAGGGAUCUUACUCGUACACCUCUCCCGAUGGUGUCGUCAUCACCGUCAACUGGACCGCCGAUGAAAACGGUUUCCAGGCCACCGGUGACCACCUCCCCACUCCUCCCCCCAUGCCCGAGCACGUCGUCAAGAUGCUCGCCGACUUGAAGGCCGCCGGUGUCCUGUAAGCGACUCAAUCUUUUAAUUUCCGCUGUGUAUGUACAUAAUGCCCAACUCUCCUCGAGUAUAAAGUCGACAUCAGUUUGAAAUGGGCUUGUAUCAUAUAACAACUUCCUUGUACGAAAAUGAGAAAAUCAAAAUUUAUCCCAACCGCAA